UUUUGUUCUCUCGUCUUGGUUGCAAUUGUCUUGUUCGACGUUGAUCGACUGCUUCCAUGAAAAUUUUCCUUUUCAGGACGACCUCGGGAUAAACCACCAGUAGUACUGUUUUCGUUUCUCCGCUACCUCAAUGUUCAGGGUUUCGUUGACCAAGGCUCCGUUGUCUCACCCAGUCUUCCCUUCUAUUAAAAAUGUUCAGAGCAGAACAGUGACUACAACAGUAACAUGCAAUGUUUCUCGGAGGCCCGAUAUUCCAAGUCCAAGAGGCAAGAUAUCUACGCCACAAGACUUCCUUAAAGCUAUUGGUCGUUCAUCUGAGACCAAAUUAUCCAUAGACAGCUGGGACGCGUUCUGGCGUACAUCAGGAUGGGAUAUGAAGAAUGCUGGGUUAAGCAUCCAAGACCGGAGGUAUAUCCUUUGGUCCAUGGAAAAGUUCAGGCAGAACCAACCAAUAGAAGGGUUUGCCCAUGAGGAGAGACCCAAGAAGAAAAUUCGAGGUCGAGGUCCCGCUGUGCAAUUCGGAAAGCGCAUUCGCUCGCGGAGAGAUCGGUAAUUCUGUACCGUACUCCAGCGUAAUUUCGCCCUCGAGUGUUCUUCAUUACACGCAUAUUCUGAAUUAAUCGACGACCUUUGUUCAAAUCGCGUUCAAAUUACUGUCAGUCGUUAGAGCUAUCUACCCAAAUUUCGGAUAAAGUCUUGUUACUUUUAGGCGCCCUUUGUUGGUCCAGACAAUUUCCCACGAGGCAUACUGGAAGUCAAAGGCGCCGUGAGCACGUUGCAGAGCACGAGUUCGAAGUCAAGCCGAAAUAGGUUUUGACGUUUUCUGAUCGAUGAUCUACGGUCUUCUUGCUGCGCAGGCAAUGCGCAGGAUACAAGAAUUCUGCCUGCAGGUUGACUGUGCUACAUCCUAUUGCACUUGCUAUCUGCAUGAGUGCGCAUGACAUCUGUUCAAUCGCCGGAAUCAAAAUCGGGGCUGUGCCCUUUGUUAUACUCUCAACGACGAUUG
This is a messenger RNA of Suillus clintonianus, 1006 nucleotides long. RefSeq lists its product as uncharacterized. The transcript is spliced from 4 exons. Gene Ontology annotation, cellular component: mitochondrion. The record is from RefSeq and is a predicted model, not a curated record. Bases 131 to 553 code for a protein of 140 amino acids. NCBI's taxonomy places the organism in Eukaryota, Fungi, Basidiomycota, Agaricomycetes, Boletales, Suillaceae.